AUGCGGUCCUUUACUCCUCUAGUUCUGAGCCUUUUGGGUGCCACCACCGUGGUCUCCGCGACAGAUGCCGAGCCUGCCCCCAACGUGAUCUCCCUCACAACGGAUAAAUUCGAUGAUUUCGUCAAGGAGCACGACUUGGUCCUGGCUGAGUUCUAUGCUCCCUGGUGUGGUCACUGUAAAGCAUUGGCCCCCAAAUACGAAGAAGCUGCCACCGAGCUGAAGGGCAAGGGUAUCCCUCUGGUCAAGGUGGAUUGCACCGUAGAGGAGGAACUGUGCCGCACUUACGAGGUUGACGGUUAUCCAACUCUGAAGGUCUUCCGGGGCCCCGACUCACACACCCCCUACGGCGGUGCUCGUCAAACAGACUCGAUCGUUUCGUACAUGACCAAGCAGUCAAUGCCCGCCGUUUCCAGCGUCACCGAGGAGACCUUGGAAGAAUUCAAGGCCCUGGAUAACAUUGUUAUUGUCGGUUAUGUCGGUUCCGACGACCAGACAUCAAACAAGAGUUUCACUACCUUCGCCGAGGCCCACCGCGAUAACUAUAUGUUUGCCGCCUCUAAUGACGCCUCCCUUGCCAAAGCCGAGGGUGCCAAGCAGCCAUCCAUUGUGCUGUACAAGGAUUUCGAUGAGAAGAAGGAUGUCUACGACGGCAAGUUCGAUGAGGAGUCUAUUAUCCAGUGGGUGAAGACCGCCAGCACUCCCCUUGUUGGUGAGCUUGGUCCCGAGACUUACGCCAAGUACAUGUCGGCUGGUAUUCCCUUGGCCUAUAUCUUUGCCGAGACCGCCGAAGAGCGCGAGAAGUUCGCUGAGGACUUCCGCCCGAUCGCUGCCAAGCACCGUGGAGACAUCAACAUUGUUACUCUUGAUGCCAAACUCUUUGGUGCCCACGCUAGCAACCUGAACCUAGAGCCCGAGACUUUCCCCGCUUUCGCUAUUCAGGACACGACCAAGAAUGCCAAGUACCCCUACGAUCAGUCCAAGAAAAUUGACGCCAAGGACGUUGGCAAGUUCAUCAAGGAUGUCAUUGAUGGCAAGGUUGAGCCUAGCAUCAAGUCCGAACCUAUUCCCGAGACCCAGGAGGGCCCGGUCACUGUGGUUGUGGGCCGUAGCUACCAGGAGCUCGUUAUUGACAACGACAAGGAUGUUUUGCUUGAGUUCUAUGCUCCGUGGUGCGGCCACUGCAAGUCACUUGCCCCCAAGUACGACGAGCUUGCUUCUCUGUACGCCGACGUAGCCGAGUUCAAGGACAAGGUUGUUGUCGCCAAGAUUGAUGCCACCGCCAAUGAUGUCCCUGACUCCAUCACUGGCUUCCCGACCAUCAAGCUGUACCCUGCUGGCAAGAAGGAUGAACCGGUUGAGUACGAGGGAUCUCGCACUGUUGAUGACCUUAUCACCUUCAUCAAGGAGAACGGAAAGUACCAGAUUGAUGGGUCGGCCGAGAGUGCUAAGCCUGAGCAGGGCGACGAAGAAACCGCCCCUGCCUCGGCCUCUGACAAGGCCACUGAGACCCCGGCGUCUGAGGAGGGCCACGAUGAGUUGUAA
Messenger RNA from Penicillium verhagenii, 1542 nucleotides. It is a transcript of the gene pdiA, whose product is annotated as protein disulfide isomerase PDI1. Gene Ontology annotation, cellular component: endoplasmic reticulum. Gene Ontology annotation, molecular function: protein disulfide isomerase activity. Bases 1 to 1542 code for a protein of 513 amino acids. Lineage: Eukaryota; Fungi; Ascomycota; Eurotiomycetes; Eurotiales; Aspergillaceae. The transcript is spliced from 4 exons. Gene Ontology annotation, biological process: response to endoplasmic reticulum stress; protein folding. The record is from RefSeq and is a predicted model, not a curated record.